Knipowitschia caucasica is the source of this 1485-nucleotide messenger RNA. Lineage: Eukaryota; Metazoa; Chordata; Actinopteri; Gobiiformes; Gobiidae. The record is from the annotation of a GenBank genome assembly.
AUGGCUCUUUCCGAAGACCCCUCGACAAGGAUGCAUUUCUCGUAUCAAACCUACACACAAAUGACCAACAUAUUGAAGCGGACCGUGGAAAGAUGCCCGCACAUCGCAAAAACGUACAGCAUUGGCCAGAGCACAGAAGGGAGGGACCUACUUGUCAUUGAGUUCUCCAAUAACCCGGGCCAACACGAGCUGCUGGAGCCAGAGAUGAAAUAUGUGGGGAACAUGCAUGGGGAUGAGGCAGUGGGGCGGCAGAUGCUGAUUUACUUGGCACAGUACUUGUGCUCUGAGUAUCUGCAGGGGAACGAGCGCAUCCAGGGCCUCGUCAACAGCACCCGCAUCCACAUCCUGCCUUCCAUGAACCCUGAUGGCUACGAGGCGGCGGUGGCGGCCCAGCAGGACAGCGGCUACACUGAUGAUGAGGGGCAGAGUGCAGCUAGAAACCUGAACAUCGGUCGAACAAACGCCCAGAACAUCGACCUGAACCGAAACUUUCCCGAUCUGACGUCCAUCGCUUACCAACGCCGCCGAAGCAAGAGAUAUCGCACUGACCACAUCCCUAUCCCAGACUUUUACUGGUUUGGUAAGGUGGCCCCUGAGACUUAUGCAGUGAUGAAGUGGCUGCGCUCUAUCCCAUUCGUCCUCUCUGCCAGCUUCCACGGAGGGGACCUGGUGGUGUCCUACCCCUACGACCUGUCCAAGCACCCACUGGAACACAGCAUGCUCUGCCCCACACCGGAUGAUAAAAUAUUUAAGUUUAUUUCUAAAAUCUACGCCACGUCCCAUGAACGUAUGUCCAAUGAAAACGCACAGUGUGGAUCAUCUCGAAGAGGAAGUAAAUAUGGAAUCAUAAAUGGAGCGCUGUGGUCCAGUUUUGCAGGUGGGAUGCAGGACUUCAACUAUCUUCACACCAACUGCUUUGAGGUGACAGUGUCGCUCGGCUGCGACAAAUUCCCUCCUGAAGAAGAACUGUUCAACAGCUGGCACGAAAACACGGAGGCUUUACUCGCAUUUAUCGAGGCCGCUCAUCGUGGGAUCAAGGGCGUUGUCACAGACGAAGAGGGAAACGUGAUCAAAGGAGCUCGCGUUUCAGUCCGAGGAAUCAGACAUGACAUAAGCACAGGUGAAAAUGGAGAGUACUGGCGCCUGCUUACCCCGGGCAUCCACAUCGUCUCAGCCCACGCUCCAGGCUUCGUUCGGGCCGUGAAGAAGGUGCAUCUGCCCCCCAACAUGCACACGGCCGGCCGGGUGGACUUCAGCCUCCAAAAGGCCCAGGCAGGGACCACCGCUGAGGGGGAGGAGGUCGACGACUGGCUCCCCUCCAUGGGCACCUACGAGCGCUUCGACCCCUACAACCAGUACCAGCGCUACGCCUCCAGACCCACGGACUCCAGUGAGAGCCGCGAGACGAGACUGGAGAAGCCCUGGUGGUGGGAGUACUUCAUGAUGCCCGGUGGACCCCCCCCAACAUGGCUUCUGAAACUUUAG